Molecule: messenger RNA, 1102 nt
Organism: Folsomia candida
Lineage: Eukaryota; Metazoa; Arthropoda; Collembola; Entomobryomorpha; Isotomidae
Exons: 3
Coding region: 68-703 (211 amino acids)
Source: RefSeq, a predicted model, not a curated record
UUUGCACUUCUCGAAUCUCACCCAUCUCUUCCUUAAUGCUGACGACGUGUGUAUCAUUAAGGACUUGAUGAGCGUUACAAAUCUCCCAAGAUUGACGCAUUUAUCCAUCUCGAACGCCCAUACAGAUUACGGGUGCGACAUUUCUGAAAUGCUUCAACACUUCCAUUUGCGUCACAUUGGGAUAACCUCGCUCGAUCUGGUUUGCCCCCACUCUCCCAAAAAUGGCAGCGAGGAUGGAGAAGCUGCCCGAAAACUGGUCAAUCUCUUCCCGGCCGUGAGCGAAUUGAAAUUGAGGUUGACUAUUACACGGGUCAAUGACCCGCAUAAAAAUUUUUUGGCUUUGAUGGAAACGAUGCGAGCUUUUGGUGAUUGGGAGUUAACAUGUGGGGAGAUGGAGUUCAAGAUUCCGUCUUGCUGGCGAUAUUCCUGGACGGAUCUCGAGUUUGCUGGGCAACUUGUCGUUGCCGUAUUGAGAGGAAUGGCGGAAUGGAGAGGAUUGACAAACACAUCGCUUCAAUUUUCGGGUUUACAUCAUUGCGGAAAAUUUAGGCUGUCGGACAAGAUGCGAUGUGCCCUUUUAUCUUGCAGGAUGAUUCGAAGCGUGACUUUUAUUGUAUUUUGGAUGGACGAGGAGAUAAAGGACAAUUUUGAAACGUUUAUUCGAGAGCAUAAUUUGCCAAUCAGUGUUAGUGGCAGAGAUUAAAUACAAUUGCGUCAGUGGUUUUUGCGGUUCAAUUACUCAGGGUGCAAAAAUAUCACGUUUCCUCAUUAUUGCUACUUUUGAUUUUUUUAUUUGCUAAAAUAUGUGCUGAACGAUUUCUUAAUUAAUUAAUUAGACAUAUCAAAUUGCUUGUGCAUUUCCACGGUUUCAAAAUUAUUAGUUCAAAAUUGUAACAAACAAGAACUUCUAAAUUUUAUCUGACUUCAGAUUUUUUCCAUCAUUCACUGAUUUGAGAAACAUUCAAGCGUAGAGUUGAAGUAUGUAAUUUCAUUUUUAAUUCUCAAAUUUCUGUUUUUUUUUUUUGUUUUAUUGGAAUUCCCUGUCAAAAGUUGUAAACAAUGUAAAUAAAUUUAGCCUGGCGUUUGAUAUGUUCACAAAAAC